Seminavis robusta is the source of this 2139-nucleotide messenger RNA. NCBI's taxonomy places the organism in Eukaryota, Bacillariophyta, Bacillariophyceae, Naviculales, Naviculaceae. The record is from the annotation of a GenBank genome assembly.
AUGCCACCACUGACAGAUGGUCAAGAGGCGGUGUUGGCGUUGUUGCCGAUCGUCCCCUCUCUAUUGAGUUUGGGCGGCAGCUCCACCAUCAUCUAUGUGGUGUUCCAACACUGGCGUCAAAAGGGUCGCAAGACGACCGUCUAUCAUCGAUUACUGGUGGGCAUGUCCCUGUGCGACUUGGUUUUUUCGUUUUGGUUUCCGUGGAUGGCCUUCUUGACUCCUUCUACUACAUCAAGUGCCCACAAUCAGUGGUCGAUUGGAACGAGUGGCACGUGCACAUUCAUGGGAUUCAUUUUCAAUUUUGCCUUUACGGGUCUACUGUACAAUGCCAUGUUGUCGUAUUACUUUUUACUGACGGCGCGAUUCGGAUGGCGCGAUGAAGACAUUGCCAAACGAGCGGAAAUCUGGAUGCAUUUGGGUGCUGUGAUCUAUCCCAUUACGUGUGCGUUUGUCUUUGUGGGAAUUGGAGCGUACGACGAACAAUCGAUUGGAUCGGGCUGUUGGCUGGGUGCGUAUCCGGAAGGAUGUGGAACGGAAGAAGGACAAGAGCCGUGUAUUACGCCACUGCUGGGAUGGAUCUCGGCCGGAGUGCCUGUGAUUGUGGGAUUCUUUUCCAUUUUGAUCAACAACAUGAUCAUCUUUUGUCAUGUACGCAAGACCAUUCGCAAGGCCAAACGACACUCUUUUCAACACCAGCACUCGAGCAAUUACAUGUACGACUCGGCACGCAGCAUUGGAGGAUCCGGAGGAGCCACACAAGGAUCCGGUUUCUUUGCCGCCAGUUCCAAAUUCUUCAAACGAAAACCCAUCGAUGCACAAACGAGACGCAGUCAAGCCGUCAUGGUACAAGCUGCCUUUUACGUACUCGUGUUCUUUCUCAAUUAUAUUUGGACCAUGGUAUUGCGAAACAUUACAGCGCGCGACAAGUAUUGGACAUCCGAACACGAAUCCGAUUUGUUUGUGCUGUUGGUCCUGCAAGCCAUCUUUCUACCCGCCCAAGGAUUUUUCAAUUUGUGUGUCUUUUCGCGACCCAAAUAUCUACGAACGCGCAAAUGUUUUCCUCUGCAAUCGCGAUUAUGGUGUUUUCGACGUGCCAUGUUUGGAGAUGCCGUCAAGGCGGCGCAACGGCGACCAUUUCCGAGACAAGAACUAUUCACUCACAGCAAUGUUGCCGCCACCGCAAGCACCAAAAAGCCGGCACCCAAGGAAGAAGAAGUGCCAGUCGUCACGGAGGAUCGAACGUCUUCCACCACGGCCACGUUUCCCCAGCCACAGCUUCUUGCGCAAAUCAACGAAGAAGAAUCGGAAGACAACAACAACAACUACUACAACAACACGCCAACUGCACAGGUCGAUCUUGCCUCUCCCAUGGCAGACAGCACGACAAACAUACACAUGGACGGACAUAAUAUGGACGCAUCGUUGAAUCUGGAACACCUCAUGUCAGACCAUUCGUCCCUUCGAAAAUCAGAUCGUUCCAGUGCGUACGCCCUAAGACAAUCCGGGGUCUCGCUCCACAGUACGACUAGUUCGGCACUGCGAGACUCGGUGGGAUCAUCCUCACGACAACAACAGCAACAGCAGGGUCUGGGUCGAGCUGGAAGUAACUUUUUUGGAGGAGGUAAUAAAUCGACUCAUCACCUACGACGAGACAAAUCAUCCAAUCUACGACAAGAAAAAUCCUCCCGACUUCCACGGAUCAUGUCGCGACUGGGAUCACUCGCUGUAUUUGACCUGUUUGAUACCAGUUUCAAAUCGGGUGUAUCCAGUGACAGUCAUCAUCGUAACGCCAACAACAACAAUAAAUCAGAGGCAGACUUUGCAUCGCCCUUUAAUGAACAAGGCAACAAAACCAUCCGACGUGGAUCUGGUAUGGAUUCUUUCUUGUUUGGUGACGACGACUUUUCCUUUGAUGACGAUGAUGAUGAUGACGAAGAAGAACAAAACCAAGAAAACGAGCCCCUCCCAUUUGAUCAUGUUGUCGAAGAAGAAGAAGACGCGCCCCUGCCGUUUGCUCGUGCUGUGCAAGAGGAAGACGAGGAAGAGGAGGACCAAUUGGAAUUAGCAACCACCAAACAACAAGACGCCAAACAAGUGCGCGAAGAAGAGGAAAUGGAUGGAUCCGAUCAUUAUGCAUGA